UGCCCUCCAACAUUCCUAGCCAUCGACUGCAAUCACCAUGCUCCUCAUUCUCGUCAUCUGCGUCUUGCUCCCGCUGGCCGCGUCCGUCUUUCUUCGGAUGGUCCUCGACUAUACCCAAGACGGCCAAGAACCACCCCCCGUCGACUUGCCUAUGCCCUUCAUCGGUCCCAUUAUUCGCAUGUGGUGGAUGGGAUUCGACUACUAUAGAAAGCAUCGCCAAUUCCCCGUCUAUACGAUCCGUCUACCGGGCAUACGGCUGUAUGUGGUCAACUCCACCUCCCUCAUCUCGGCCGUGCAGCACCAUCCUCGAACGCUCUCCUUCUCCCCAAUCCUGGCCCGGGUUGCAGCCACCUUGAUUGGAGCCAGCGACGCUGGUUGUGAAGUCUUGGGCGAUGAUGCAGAGAACGGCUUCAUCCGCCGGUUCCAUGACUUCAACCACUCCAGUUUGUCGACCGGACCUGGCUUGGAGGUCAUCCGAACAAGGUUCUGGAACCUCGUCACCUCGUCUCAUUCCAGGCAAUUCCUCGAGUCUCCCGGGUUUACCGGUAUGUAUCAAUGGAUCUCCCACGAGGUCAUGAUGGCCACCUCGGAAUCCAUGUACGGCGCGCAGAACCCGUUCCGAGAUUCUGCAACCCGCGCAGCCUGGCAGAAGUAUCAAUCCGGCGCGACGCGGCUGACCACCGGAUGCAUCCCGUCCAUCAUCGCGAAACAGGCGCUCCGUGCACGGGGGGAGGUGGUCCGGUCCUUCGAGCAGUACUACGCGGACCGGGGAUUCGAGCACCGCAAAGCCUCUCCCUACAUCAACGCCCAAUAUCACAUCUUCUCCACCAGCGGGCUGUCUGACGCGGACAUCGCCAAGACGCAGGCGGCGUUCAGCAUUGCCAUUCUGGGCAACACCAUCCCGGCCACGUUCUGGCUCAUCUACCACAUCUUCUCCAACCAAGCGAUCUUGCGCGACUGCCGCCAGGAGCUGGAGGCCGCACUCCGCCGCCACCAGACCGGACGCCCCGCCCUUGAUCUGGCCACCCUGGAGCAAGCCUGUCCGAUCCUCGCGUCCACCUUCAAGGAGACCCUGCGCAUGCACUCGAUGGGCACGUCCGUGACCCAGGUGGUCGAGGAUCAAGUGAUCGAGGGCCGGUACCUCUUCAAGAAGGGCGCCCUGGUCCUGAUCCCGGCGAUCAUCCAGCACAGUGCGCCCGCGGUGUGGGGGGCCGACGACCUGCAUGCGUUCGACCACCGCCGGUUCGUGCGCGAGAGCCACGGCCCCGAUCGCAAACGAGGUCCCAACCCGAUCGGAUUCCGGGUCUUCGGCGGCGGGUGGACCUUGUGUCCCGGGCGCCAUGUCGCCACGUCGAUGAUCCUCGGCUUCGCCGCCAGUACCAUUCUCCACUUCGAUCUGCGGCCCCGCCGCGGGGGUCAAUGGGUGAUGCCGACGGUCAAGAACUCGCACCUCGGCGUCGCCAUCGCGCAGCCCGAUGAGGACUUUGAUGUGGAGUUUCGCUGCCGGGUGACAGAGGGAACGGGUCUGCGGAUGGCAUCAUAUAGCUGAAAAAAUGGUUUAAUGGAAGGAGUCUUAGACCAAAGCCUUGAAAAAGCUUUGGCAAAGCUAUAAU
Molecule: messenger RNA, 1613 nt
Organism: Aspergillus aculeatinus CBS 121060
Lineage: Eukaryota; Fungi; Ascomycota; Eurotiomycetes; Eurotiales; Aspergillaceae
Product: cytochrome P450
Exons: 3
Coding region: 38-1549 (503 amino acids)
Molecular function (GO): oxidoreductase activity, acting on paired donors, with incorporation or reduction of molecular oxygen; iron ion binding; monooxygenase activity
Source: RefSeq, a predicted model, not a curated record